AGUGCUGGUAUUACAGGUGUGAGCCACUGUGCCUGGCCCUGGAGAGGUUUCUAAAAGAUGGUGGAAGGCUGUGUUUGGAGGAGUCCACCCCCAUCUCCCCUGUGUAAAAGGAAAGCGGAAGAGAGAACCACAAAAAGGGCUUGGGGGAAAGCUGUGGAGUGAGGUGAUAAGGGCUUGUGUCUGAGGAAUUCCGGGUCACUGGAAGCCCUAUCAGGUCUGCAUUUCUUCCUCACCCCCAUCCCCUUCCCUGACACUGGCUUAGUCUUCUGAGGGGCUAGAAGAGAGAAGGACUGAGUCGACUGACACCCUAGAAGACGCUCUGUGUGCCUUCGGAGGUCUUUCUGCCUGCCUGUCCCCAUGCCUCUCCUCCUCUUGUUGCUCCUGCUGCCAAGCCCCUUACAUCCCCACCCCACCUGUGAGGUCUCCAAAGUGGCCAGCCACCUAGAAGUGAACUGUGACAAGAGGAAUCUGAGAGUGCUGCCUCCAGACCUGCCAAGAGACGCAACCAUCCUCCACUUGAGUGAGAACCUCCUGUACAGCUUCUCCAUGGCAUCCCUGGUGCCUUUCACUCACCUCACUCAGCUAUACCUAGAUCAGUGUGAGCUGACCAAGCUCCAGGUUGAUGGGACACUGCCACUCCUGGGGACCCUAGAUCUAUCCCACAAUAAAUUGCAAAGCCUGCCCUUCCUAGGGCAGGCAUUGCCUGCUCUCACUAUCCUGGAUGUCUCCUUCAACCAGCUGACCUCGCUAUCUCCUGGUGCCUUCCGUGGUCUUGGCCACCUCCAAGAGCUCUACCUAAAAGGCAAUGAGCUGAAGACUCUGCCCGCAGGGCUCCUGAUGCCCACACCCAAGCUGGAGAAACUCAGUCUGGCUAACAACAACUUGACUGAGCUGCCCCCUGGGCUCCUGAAUGGGCUGAAGAAUCUCGACACCCUGCUCCUUCAAGAGAACUUGCUGCGCACAAUACCAAAGGGCUUUUUUGGGGACCACCUCCUGCCUUUUGCCUUUCUCCAUGGGAACCCCUGGUUAUGUAACUGUGAGAUCCUCUAUUUUCGUCGCUGGCUUCAGGACAAUACCGAAAAUGUCUACGUAUGGAAGCAAGGUAUGGAUGUCAAGGCCAUGACCUCCAACGUGACCAGCGUGCAGUGUGACAAUUCAGAUAAGAUUUCAAUCUACAAAUACCCAGGGAAGGAAUGCCCCACCCUUGGUGAUGGAGAUGACGAAGACCUAUAUGAUGACUACACAGAAGAGGACACUGAGAAUGAUAAGGUGCGUGCCACAAGGACUGUGGUCAAGUUCCCCACCAAAGCCCAUACAAGCCACAGGGGUCUAUUUUACUCACGGUCUACUGCUUCUCUAGACAGCCUGAUGACCUCCUUGCAUCCAACCCAAGAAUCCACUAAGAAGCAGACCACAUUUCCACCCAGAUGGACCCUAGAUUUCACCACAUUCUCCAAAACUCCAAAAUCCAUUACUGAACCCACCACAAGCCCAACCACCCUAGAGCCUGCCUCAAGCCCGACCACCCCAGAGCCCGCCACAAGCCCGACCACCCCAGAGCCCGCCACAAGCCCGACCACCCCAGAGCCCGCCACAAGCCCGACCACCCCAGAGCCCGUCUCAAGCCCGACCACCCCAGAGCCCGCCUCAAGCGUGACCACCCUAGAGCCCACCACAAGCCCGACCACCCCAGAGCCCGCCACAAUCCUGAUCACCCCAGAGCCUGCCUCAAGCCUGACCACUCCAAAAUCCACAACACUGACCACCCCAAAAAUCACCAUAUUCUUAACUACCACAAAACCCAUCUCACUCUUAGAACCCACCAAAAAAAACAUCGCUGAAUUUGAGAAGCAACCAAAGGUCCGUGGGGUGGCCCAAGGGCAUUUUGACAGCUCCAGAAAUGACCCUUUUCUCCACCCUGACAUUUGCUGCCUCCUCCCCCUGGGCUUCUAUGUCUUGGGUCUCCUCUGGCUGUUCUUGGCCUGUGUGGUCCUCAUCCUGCUGCUGACCUGGGUUGGGCAUGUGAAACCACAGGCCUUGGACUCCGGCGAGGGUGUUGCUCUGGCCACAGCCAUGCAAACCACACAUCUGGAGCUGCAGAGAGGAAGGCAAGUGACAGUGCCCCGGGCCUGGCUGCUCUUCCUUCAAGGCGCGCUCCCCACUUUCCGCUCCAGUCUCUUCCUGUGGGUACGGCCUAAUGGCCGAAUGGGGCCUCUAGUGGCAGGAAGAAGGCCCUCAGCUCUGAGUCAGGGUCGUGGUCAGGACCUGCUGGGCACAGUGAGCAUUAGGUACUCUGGCCACAGCCUCUGAGGGUGGGAAGUUUGGGGACCUUGGGAGAGGCUCCUGUGGACUCUCCUAUUGGGAUCUGGCUGGGGUUGGGUGGGUAAGAAACAUGGGGUCAUGGGGAGGUCUUAAUUCCUUUUCCUGUAUCAGAAGCCCUCUCUUCACACCACAGGCACACAAAUUCAGUCCCAGCAAAGCAGAAGGGAUAGUGACAUGGAGUUGGGUGGGUCACAGAACAAAGCUCCCUAUGCUGCAUGGGGCAUCUAUGCACAGAAGAAAAUCUGGAAAGCAGUUUAUCAGGAUGUGAGCACUGAUUGUGUCUGGAUGUUAUAUAUAUGGAUGGUUUUCUUUUUCCCUGUUUAGCAUUUUCUAGUUUUCUACCAUUAUUGUAUAUUAUCUGUAUAAUAAAAAAUAAUUUUAGAGU
This is a messenger RNA of Sapajus apella (tufted capuchin), 2707 nucleotides long. RefSeq names its product glycoprotein Ib platelet subunit alpha (gene GP1BA). The record is from RefSeq and is a predicted model, not a curated record. The transcript is spliced from 2 exons. Gene Ontology annotation, molecular function: protein binding. NCBI's taxonomy places the organism in Eukaryota, Metazoa, Chordata, Mammalia, Primates, Cebidae. Bases 358 to 2310 code for a protein of 650 amino acids.